Molecule: messenger RNA, 4343 nt
Organism: Acanthochromis polyacanthus (spiny chromis)
Lineage: Eukaryota; Metazoa; Chordata; Actinopteri; Pomacentridae
Gene: fli1
Product: Fli-1 proto-oncogene, ETS transcription factor
Exons: 10
Coding region: 206-1579 (457 amino acids)
Biological process (GO): regulation of transcription by RNA polymerase II; cell differentiation
Cellular component (GO): nucleus
Molecular function (GO): sequence-specific DNA binding; DNA-binding transcription factor activity, RNA polymerase II-specific
Source: RefSeq, a predicted model, not a curated record
CGCUCCUUUUCGCCCCUUUCAAAAUAACUCAUUGUCAUCAUCUUUGGAAAACGGCUUGGCCUGGACGGGACUAAUUAUUUAAAAUUGGAGGAGGAGUGAUUAGUCAAAAAUCGAAAAAAAAAAAAAAACAAGAUCAGACGAGCGGCACAAUAACGACAGGGCCCAUUGGACACCGAGCACCCUUGGGCCUGUCUGUCAAGUAGACAUGUUUCAAACUGUCCCUGACACGUCGUCUUACGUCAAGGAGGCGCUAUCAGUGGUGAGUGAAGACCAGUCCCUAUUUGAGCCUCCGUACGCUGCUGCUGCCCCUCUCCCCAAAACAGACAUGACUGCAUCUGGUGCACAGGACUACGGCCAGACCCACAAAAUCAACCCCUUACCCCCACAGCAGGAGUGGAUCAACCAGCCAGUGCGGGUCAAUGUCAAGAGAGAAUAUGAGCACAUGAACGGAUCCAGGGAGUCUCCAGUGGACUGCAGUGUGGGUAAAUGUAAUAAGCUGGUGGGGGGUAAUGACACAUCUCAGAUGACCUAUGGAAACUACAUGGAUGAGAAGAACGCUCCUCCCCCCAACAUGACCACCAAUGAGCGGAGAGUCAUCGUACCUGCGGACCCGUCGCUGUGGUCCCAGGACCAUGUGCGCCAGUGGCUAGAGUGGGCCAUCAAGGAGUACGGCCUGUUAGAGAUCGACACGGCGAUGUUUCAAAACACAGACGGCAAAGAGCUCUGCAAGAUGAGCAAGGACGACUUCCUCCGGCUCACCACCCUGUACAACGCAGACGUGCUUCUCUCUCAUCUCAAUUACCUCAGGGAAAGUAGUUCAUCAUUAUCCUACAAUACACCAUCUCACACGGAUCCAUCCCCACGCCUGGCUGCCAAAGAGGACCCUUCCUAUGAUGCUGUACGGCGGACAGGAUGGUCUAACAACAUGCACAGUGGCAAAGGAUCACCAGUGGUUACUCAGAAUGUGACCAAGACCACUGAGCAGCCCAGACCUCAGCCAGAUCCAUACCAGAUUCUGGGUCCCACCAGUAGUCGUCUUGCCAACCCAGGUUCAGGUCAGAUCCAGCUGUGGCAGUUCCUCCUGGAGCUCUUGUCUGACAGCGCCAACGCUGGCUGCAUCACAUGGGAGGGCACCAAUGGUGAAUUUAAGAUGACAGAUCCGGAUGAAGUGGCGCGGCGCUGGGGCGAGCGGAAGAGCAAGCCCAACAUGAACUAUGACAAGCUGAGCCGCGCGCUGCGCUACUACUAUGACAAAAAUAUCAUGACCAAGGUGCAUGGCAAGCGCUACGCCUACAAGUUCGACUUCCAUGGCAUUGCUCAGGCACUGCAGCCGCACCCCACCGAGUCCUCUAUGUAUAAGUACCCCUCGGACCUAGCCUAUGUGCCUUCCUACCACGCCCACCAGCAGAAGGUCAACUUUGUAUCUCCGCACCCUCCAUCCAUGCCAGUCACCUCCUCCAAUUUCUUUGGACCCACUGCUCAGUACUGGAGCUCGCCCACUGCAGGUAUCUACCCCAACCCAAAUGUUCCUCGCCAUCCUAACACUCAUGUGCCAUCCCACUUGGGCAGUUACUAUUAAAAACAAGCCUUUCUUACCAUCCACCAUCCUUGAAACCCCCCCCUUUCCACAAAUGCUGACCUGCACUCCCAAUGAUGCCAAACCAAUGAAGACUUAAUGAUCGAGGCGAUUUGUCCUCUGAAGAAAUUUUGCUCCUGAAUGAAGGAUGUUUAAAUUGAAGGAGUUUUUCUUUUUGUAAAAUUCUAUAAACAACUGGAUGUUACGGUCCAAAAUGGAAUACUACUUACCUUUUACAAGACUAGCAACUAUGUGGUUAUGUUUUAUGAACGUGCGUCUGAGUUUCCUGUGCCUUUCUUUUCCAAUCCCCUCAAAGCUGCACCCACAAGCCAGUAGGUGUCCCUUUUUGAACCUCCCCAAGCCUGAAAACAGGAGACAAGUCUGUCUGUCUCCUCCCCCCGCUACAAAACCAGACAUGGGCCUAUUACUUAUGGGUCUCAAUCUACAUCCUUCGCAGUACAUUAUGUGCAUUGUGCUUUAAAACAUCUGCCUUUUCCACUCGCCAACUGCCUUGUUGGGGUUUCUUAUCCCCACCACAUCUAGCCUUCUGUUUCCACUGUAUCUGUCUGCUUGUCUAUUCAUCUGCAUCUUUUUUAUGUGUGUGUGGAGAGUCUUCUGGAAUUCGCUGGACAAGAAGAAGCUCUCAAUGAGAUGGACUUUUCUCAGCACUGAAUGAAAUCUGGCAACUGGAAUAUGCCAUUCAAUAUGCCGUUUAAUUUAUCCUCCAAACUGGAAGGCUAGAGAAGAGUUAAAUGCCGUAGAAGGAAGCGCUGUAUGUUUUGCUGACCUGGGUGAACUCAGUUGCUUAAAUCGUUUUCUGUGUGCCGUGUGUGGAGUUCAAGAGGGGCAAUGUUGUACAGUUGGCUCAAUUGUGUUGAGGAAGCUGAGUAAGGAUAUAAUUGCAGUAAUUUGCAACAAUAAUUCAACCCAGGUCAGAUGUUUUCAGUGGGCCACACACUAGGCUAUUAAAUGUUUGCCAUGUUGUUGCCUUUCAGCCAUGCCAUUUCCAGAUGUGUUGUUGCUCGACCAUGUCAGUAUUAAUGUGAAUGUCUUCUGGUUUGUAAACCACGUAAAAGGGAUACCCUUCAGCAAAAUCAAAAUUUGUCAGAUGUAUGUAUUUAGUAGUAACAAAAAGACAACUUUUAAUGGAGAAAUUAACUCCUUCACACUUCGGCUCAUGAAUCUAAAAGUUGAAAGUGCCUUUUUGCAGAUGGGAUUACAGACGUGUAGAUAAUCUACUGUCAUGUAGUGGAUGUUUUUUUUUCUGUCCAAAGUGACUCACAGUGCUUUGAGUGUCCAUCCAGCUUUAAUAUGUGCUGUAAUGAGAUUCAAAGCUCUAACCCUCACAGAGUUAGUGCCAUGCUUUAACUGCUGAUUUAAACCACAUCUUGUCUAUAAAUUCCAGACAAGACAGCACUACAUCUUAAGAGUGCAUAGAAUAAAUGAUCACUCCAAAAAUCUGACAAUUUUUGAUUUUGAAGUGCACUCUGACAAUAACGGCUACCAUGGUGCCAUCUCUUUCCUCUUUGUAGGCCAGUCAGGACCGCGUAGGUCAGCACAAAGAAGUGGCUUAGCAGUAAGUCAUGUUUGAGUCAAGUUGCAUUUUUACCAGGGCUGGAUCCUAGUUUGAGAGCAGCAUGUGUGUUUGAAUGUUAGUUUCUCACUGAUCUUAAAGCCCAGCAAAAUGCACAUGAAUCUCAAGUCAGGAUUUCAUCAUCAUCAGUGUGUCAAAACAUAUCCAUCUUCAGGUGUUCAAAGCUGUUUAUAUCAAACGUAUGCCUUUAGUGUAACUGAAAAUGAACACUUGAAAAUAAAUUACUUGGGACAAAGUAGUUUAUCAAAGAACAAAACCAGUAAAGUAUGACGAGAUGAAACAAAGAAAUCCUCAGAUUCGCAAACGCUGUGCGUUUGUCAGACCUAUUUUUUAUUAUUUUAUAAGCAUCAGUCAACUAGGCAUUAAAGCAACUUACUGUAUAAAUUAUGCAGAGUUAUUUUCAUAUGUGACACAGUAUAAAAAGUCAAGAGAAUUAAUACGAGUUGACCUCGGUCAAAAAUGCAAACCUUUUAAGUCCAUUUCUGCUAAGUAGUUUGUUAAGCAUUUUAAGCGUUUAUAUAUCUGUACAUUUGGGCAAUACAUUUUAACAUUUUUGUUUUCUUGUUAUUGUUAUUAUUUCUGGAAUUCGGUUUUUAACAUCCUAAGUGCCUUUUAAGUGUAAAAGAUAUUUUCUUGUAUCCCCAAAGUCACGAAUGCCUGCUUGAAUCAUAAUCCAAUAGCCAGGGAUACCUUUCCUGUAUAUGCAACAUGUGAUGGUGUUGGAUCAUUCAUCAUUUUUCAUGCCAAAUAGCCCUGGCAUUGGUAGCUUUUUCUGUACAUGAAUGAUUUUCAGGUAUUUUAUGCCAAAUAGUACCAACAGUAUUAAUAUCCACAACCAGCUUCUCUUGAAGAUUUAUAGCUUUCAAAGAACAAAUUAAAAAGGGAACAUUUAAUUUGUAGCAUAAAGAAAUUAUUCUAAUGUACCCUUUACCGUCAUGUUUCACAACUGUUAUCGAAGAAAAGGGAUCAGUGCUACUUCAUAUAUGCAAUGUAUUUUGGAUAUCAAAUAUAUAUAUAUAUAUAAAUAUAUAUAUAAAUAUAUGUGUGUGUAUAAUUUUACAAUUAACCAGUGUAUUAUUAUUAUUGUCAUUCCUGCAAUGUAUGAAGUAAUACCUUUUGAAAAAGGGCUUUUGUAUAGAAAAAUGUGACAAAAUAAAUGUUUUUACCUCUCAA